Molecule: messenger RNA, 4379 nt
Organism: Coregonus sp. 'balchen'
Lineage: Eukaryota; Metazoa; Chordata; Actinopteri; Salmoniformes; Salmonidae
Source: the annotation of a GenBank genome assembly
AUGAACGGGUCAGCAACGUAUACUACGCCUACCGUGCUGGAUAUACAGUUGAAAAGAGGACCACAAGGUAAGAAAAUAGCUUUCAGUCGCAACUCAGACAUAACUACUGUUAGUUAGCAAGCUUGCAAACGGAUGGCCUGGAUAGCUAGCAAGCUCGCUAGUUAGCAACAGUUAACUGGCUGGCUGUCUUUAUUCAACUUCUGCCAAUGUCGUGGCUAAUCUGGUCAUUGCAAAUAGGCUUCAAUUUGAACGUCACGGAGAUCGGAUUUUCCUCCUUUUGCUACCGAGACAAAUUAGGCUCUAGCUAGCAAUGCUAACUACACUGAACUAAAAAUGUUAACGCAACAAUUUCAAAGAUUUUACUGAGUUAACGUUACAGUUCAUAUAAGGAAACCAAUCAAUUACCGCACGGCAAGUGGUACCGAUGCACCAAGUCUGGAACCAACUGGACCCUGAACAGCUUCUACCCCCAAGCCAUAAGACUGCUAAAUAGUUAGUCCGGGUAGCUAUUUGGUUAACUAUAACUAUCUGCAUUGACCCCAUUUUGCAAAAUGUUUCGACUCAUCACAUACGCUGCUGGUACUAUUUUAUCUAACCUGUUGCCGAAUCACUUUAUUCCUAGUUAUAUGUACAUAUCUACCUCAAUUAAAUCGUUCCUCUACACAUCGACUCGGUACCCCGUGUAUGUAGCCAAGUUAUCGUUACUCAUUGUGCAUUUAUUGUUACGUGUUUUACUUUUCUAUUAUUUCUCUAUUUUCUUUCUCUCUGCAUUGUUGGUAAGGGCCGGUAAGUAUUUCACUGUUAGUAUACACUUGUUGUUUACGAAGCAUGUGACCAAUCACAUUUGAUUUGAUUUUUCUAGCCAGUCACCUCCAGUGAGAAUACCCGUAUGUAGCUAGCUAGCCUCCAUAUCUCCAAGACGAGUUGAGUUAAACUAGCGUUUCCAUGGCAUUUCCAUUGUUUUUGGAGUUCCAUUGACCUCUUUACCGCAUCUGCAAUAUUAUUUUAUGAAAAGACUGACUGCAUGGUAGGCUACUUCUGGAAUGGUUCCGCUUGUACCUUGUCCCACAUAGAUGACGUCAUUCUAAUCAGCAGACUUCUCCUUCAGUCCACACCUCCCAUGACCUGUCCCCAACAUAUAAUACUUGCUGCACUGCCAUAGUUACAUAGCCUUCCCCAUAGAAUUAGAACACUUUAUAUUUCUCUAUGGCCUUUCCCUCUUUGAAUAUCCAGAAGGUAAAUCAGAAGGCUAUCAGUCAGCAAAUGGCCAUGUAAUGAGAACUCCAUACUAAGUACCUCACCUGAAACUUUCAUUUACUGUUCUCUCUCUCUCUCUCUCUCUCUCUCUCUCUCUCUCUCUCUCUCUCCUCUCUCUCUCUCUCUCUCUCUCCUCUCUCUCUCCUCUCUCUCUCUCUCUCUCUCUCUCUCUCAAUUCAAUUUCAAUUUAAGGGCUUUAUUGGCAUGGGAAACGUAUGUAACGUUGCCAAAGCAAGUGAAGUAGAUAGUAAAACAAAGUGAAAUAAACAAUAAAUAUUAACAGUAAACAUUACACUCAGAAGUUUCAAAAGAAUAAAGACAUUUCAAAUGUCUCUCUCUCUCUCUCUCUCUCUCUCUCUCUCUCUCUCGCUCUCUCUCUCGCUCUCUCUCUCGCUCUCUCUCCACUGUCCCUCUCCCUGUCCCCCCUCUCCCUCCCUCCAGGUCUGGGUUUUAACAUCGUGGGGGGUCUGGACCAGCAGGAUGUCCUGAAUGACAGUGGGAUCUAUGUGGCCAAAAUCAAAGAGAAUGGAGCUGCAGCGCUGGAUGACAGAUUACAAGAGGGAGACAAGAUAUUGGCGGUAAAGAUGGACUUUCACCUUUUGAGUUUUGGAGCAGAUAACCUCGUACCCACUGACUGGCUCAAUUGCUUGAGGGCCAGCCGACUGGUAGAUUAGGGAGCAGAGGGUAAGAAGGGGGAAUGUAAUGUGAUGUUUGAAUCCAUCAAUCAAUCGUCUAUCUAGGAAAUGUGUAUUAGGCUUUAGAUUCCAGCCAUCUACUGCAGAAGUGUGGCUUUAAUUACAUGAGCCUUUUCUCUGGAAGGGAGAUCCUAAAUGAUCAUGGUACUAUCAAUUUAUAGUUCUCGAUCAUAUAACAUUGCUAUCAGUGGCGGUCAGUGCCGUUUCAGAUGAGGGAGGACGAUUAUUUUUUCAUGAGCAUGGCCUUAUUUCUAUUACAGCAUUUUGGAUGACUGUCAUUCAUAUUCCAUUCACCCAGUGGUCCUCUGUAGCUCAGCUGGUAGAGCACAGCGCUUGUAACGCCAGGGUAGUGGGUUCGAUCCCCGGGACCACCCAUACACAAAAAUGUAUGCACGCAUGACUGUAAGUCGCUUUGGAUAAAAGCGUCUGCUAAAUGGCUUAUUAUUAUUAAUGUAACAUCGAUAGGUUUAGGCUACUACAUGAUACUCAAAUUUUCCCUAUACCCAUCAUGAGGUUGCUACAACCUAGCCUAUGAAUGAAAGUUUACAAUGUAGGUGCACACAGGUCGAGAGACAAAUUUGAUGUGACAGACAUUGACAUUCAAUACCGCCUUGCACACUCUUGCCUGCAUCUAGCUGAUAUUGGGUGAAAUCAUUAGUCCAACAGUUGCAAAUGAGAGUUUCUAUUGGACAAAUUCAGGUGUGUUUAUCCCUGUUUUGUUCAGUUUGCUUCUGUUUUAAGAAACGUUUUUCAACAGAAUCGGCGGAAUGAAUACAGCCCUGAUCACGCAUAAACACAGUUCACAGUUUCAUAGCAGCCACGUUGUAUUCCAUCUCACAUCUACGUUAUGCGCGCUCCUCCUCUCACCUCUUCCCUUCGCUUGUGGACUUCAGUGCACAACACAUCAGCUGUAUGUGACCAGGCGAAAAAACCUUUCCAAGCCAAACCGUUGUCACAAUAUUAGCUAAAGUAACGUCAUAGUCAGCAUAGCUAAUAGAACUAACGCGUUAGUAAACCCGCUACAAUCAUGCGGUAAUGUUACAGUGUAUAGUCAGUAAGCAGUUAGACCGGCGGGCCCCGGUGGCAAUAAAUUAGUAAAACCAAAAGCUUACCGUGACUACCGAGUUCCAGUGUUGUGUUGGAUAGUGAUAGCCAGCUAGCUAACAUAGCAUCCCUCUGUUUGAGCAGAGUGUUUCAGUGGGCUAAACUAGCUAGCUGCAUUUGCUAGCUAAGUGAAACUGAAAGUGGAAAAAAAAAUACUAUUUUUCUCUUGCUUCUCCUUCAUUUAGGAAGAAAUUAAUUUAACUGUUCAACUAUUUUCUUUCUCUCUCUGUGAGUCAACUACUCACCACAUUUUAUGCAGUGCUAGCUAGCUGUAGUUUAUGCUUUCAGUACUAGAUGAAUUAUCUGAUCCUUUGAUUGGGUGGAUAACAUGUCAGUUCAUGCUGCAAGAGCUCUAAUAGGCUGGAGGACAUCCUCCGGAAGUUGUCAUAAUUACUGUGUAAGUCUAUGGAAGGGGUUGAGAACCAUGAGCCUCCUAGGUUUUGUAUUGAAGUCAAUGUACCCAGAGGAGGAUGGAAGCUAGCUGUCCUCCGGCUACACCAUGGUGCUACCCUACAGAGUGCUGUUGAGGCUACUGUAGACCUUCUUUGCAAAACAGUGUGUUUUAAUCAAUUAUUUGGGGACGUGAAUAUAUUUAGUAUAGUUUUAUCUAAAAAGGAUAACUUUUUUAAUGUUUUACCAUUUUAAUUUGUAUGAAAUUCACUGAGGAGGAUGGUCCUCCCCUUCCUCCUCUGAGGAGCCUCAACUGAUUGCUGUAUACCAAGCUCCAUUAUGUUAUUUUCCUCUGUUUGUGCUAUGUAGAUUAAUGGCCACAAGCUGGAGAACAUUUCACACAGUGCAGCGGUGGAGCUCUUCCGAUCAGCAGGAGAGGACGUGCGGCUACGCGUUCAGCAGAGGGUGAGUGAGACGUCCACAGGCUCUUCUCGCUCAUCUGAGCCUUCUCAAUCAACCGUCUUGGGCAGGGUGGGUCAUGUUCAUUAGGGCACAUUGUAGCAAAAAGUGUUUUGCAACUGAUAACAGAAAGAAGCAUUUCUUAUUGGACAAAUUCCGAUAGUACUAGGCUAUAUCCCUCGGUCUGAACACAACUCAGAUAUGGUUGUUAGAUGUGUUAUUUUGCUGCCCCUGAAGAAGUCUCUCUGUCCCAACAGCCCACCAUGGCGAUGAAUGGUCCCACCAGCUCCGGGCCAGAUGGGGACUCUUCUGUCUCCUCCUUGGGAAUACUGGUGGCUGUCCUGGGAGCUGCUGCAGCCAUUGCCUUCCUCUACAUGCGCUUCCAGCCACAACUGAGAAGGCACUUUUAACACACUAACUUUCUCAAAGCAUUUUUAACAGCAAAAGCUGGGACUGAACUUUGCUGAAGGCCAA